Molecule: messenger RNA, 2964 nt
Organism: Colletotrichum truncatum
Lineage: Eukaryota; Fungi; Ascomycota; Sordariomycetes; Glomerellales; Glomerellaceae
Product: hydantoinase
Biological process (GO): glutathione metabolic process
Cellular component (GO): cytosol
Molecular function (GO): 5-oxoprolinase (ATP-hydrolyzing) activity
Source: RefSeq, a predicted model, not a curated record
AUGAGCUCAACUAAUGGAACGUUGGUGGUGGGAGUAGACGUCGGAGGCACCAACACCGACAGUGUCUUACUGGAUGUUUCCAAGGCCAGCACGGAGGCUGUUGUCGCAUCUCAUAAAGCUCCCACAACGUCCAAUGUGACUCUCUCCGUCCAAGCCACUCUGAAAGCUCUCUUGGACAAGUCAACUGUUAACCCGGCCAACAUCACCGCUCUUGCAAUCGGUACGACGCAUUUCUUAAAUGCCAUUAUCGAAAGAGACACUUCACGCGUGGAGAAAAUUGCAGUCCUUCGCCUGGCUUCUCACAACUUUUCCACCGGAACACCACCAUUCGCAGACUGGCCAAAAGCCUUGAAACGCAUCAUCAAUGGCCACUCGGCGAUUAUUCCAGGCGGCUGCAAUAUCGAUGGCACCCUUAUCGGACCGAUCGACCCCGCCGUUGUCCGAGAGCAAGCGGCGAUUAUCAAGUCCAAGGGCUUAAAGAACGUUGCUGUUAUCGGCAUCGGAUGUUCCACUGAUAAAGACUACCACCAAGAGGACGAAGUUUCCAAGAUCCUUCGCAGUGAGCUAGGCGAAGAUGUUAAUAUUAUUUUGUCUCACAACAUCGCCGGACCUGGCCUGCUCGCUCGUGAGAAUGCCACGAUCCUCAACGCCUCCAUCCUCAACUUUGCUCAACGCACGAUUAGAGCCUUCAUCGGCGCCAUGCGGCGGAUUGGCCUUCAGUGCCCGUUGUACUUGACAUCCAACUCUGGCCAUCUUUUGCCGUUUUCUGAGGCGAUGCAAGCUCCUAUCAAAAUCUUCUCAUCCGGAGCUACAAACUCUAUUCGCGGUGCCGCCUUCCUCGCGAUGAACGCAAUUGACCAGUCUGGUAGUAUCGUGGUUGACAUCGGUGGCACUACAUCAGACGUGGGCUACCUGUUGAAGAAUGGAUAUCCACGACUGUCGAAGAGCUACACCGCCCUGGCUGGCGUGAAGGUCAACUUGGAGAUGCCGUCUGUCGAGAGUAUCGGCCUGGGCGGAGGCUCAAUAUUGCACACCAACGAAGAUGGCUCCGUUGCCGUAGGGCCAGACAGCGUUGGCCAUGAUCUCGUUUCCAAAUCUUUGUGCUUUGGUGGUGACGUGGCUACCGCGACCGACAUUGCAGUCGCAUCAGGUGCAAAGAUUGGGAACACCCCCGUGUCGUUGUCAAGUGAUUCUCUUGAGAAGGGCAAAGCGCGGAUCAGAAAGAUGCUGGAAGCCGUCAUUGACCGCGCAAAGCUCUCACCUGAGCCUUGCACGGUCAUCCUCGUAGGCGGAGGCUCGAUUCUUUGCCCAUCCGAGCUUACGGGUGUCAGCAAGGUGGUGCUACCAGAACACGCCGGCGUUGCUAACGCGAUUGGUGCUGCCAUUGCGAAGAUCUAUGGCUCGGCUGAGACUAUAAUCCACGGAUCGGAUAUCCAGGGCGGUAUCGCAGACGUGAAAGCCAAGGCCAUUGCGAACGCCGUGGCCAAAGGCGGAGACUCUAGUUCCGUCACCGUCCUCCACGAGGAAGUUGCCGGAGUACCGUACGUGGAAAACCAGACUUCUAUCAAGAUCGAGGUGGCCCUACCCGCAGAUCACAAUCGGGUGUACUCGGAAAUGACCAAAACGGCUGCUCCAGAUCAGUUGGUCAACGAAGAGAUGUUUGAAGAAAUCAAGAAACAUGAAGCGGCAGACGUUAAUGACGAAGACGAUGACGAGGGUGUCGAUCUGAAAAACUACCGCCCUCAGAUUGAAGCUAAUGGUCUCUGGACUCUCUCCGAGACCGAUCUUCGGUUCUUGUCUAUUGGAUGCUAUAUACUAGGCUGUGGCGGUGGCGGUUCCCCAUACGCACCCUACCUUCAAUUGAAGCAGCUAUUGACGGAAGGGGAGACGAUGAAGAUUAUCCGCAUUGAGGACUUGAAAGACGACGAGAUGAUGCCACCAGUUGCUAGUGUCGGUACGCCUGCAGUUAGCAUCGAGCGUCCUGGAGGAGACGGUGUCUGGCACGCCAUGCAGGAGAUGGAAAAGGAGAUGAAGACCAAGUUCGAGAGACUGAUCGCCACAGAAAUCGGUGGAGCCAACGGUGUUGCUACGUUGAUUUGGGGAAGCUCACGAUACUACGAUAUUCCGACCGUCGACGGUGACAUGAUGGGCCGUGCUUAUCCUCAAUUCGAAAUGGUUUCGCAGUACAUCCACGCCAAGUCUAUUAACGAGCUUCUUCCCGUAACGCUGUGCAGCGGAACUGGUCACAACGUGGUAAUCCCGGCUACGCAGACGGAUGAGACCUCGGCAGGUAUUGCUAUCCGCGACGCUUGCGUUGCCAUGGGGUCGGCUGCUGGUGCUGCUGGCCGUCCCAUCCCUGGAAAACUCAUGCGUGAAGUUGGAAUUCCCAACACUUACUCCCUGGCCUGGCGUCUUGGACGUGUCGUCGCGUUGGCACAGCAAGCCGGUACCGUUUCGACGGUAACUAGAGACCUGAUUGAGGCUGCUGGCGGGCCAGGAGGCGCAAAGGUGCUGUUCCAGGGCAAGAUCCGCAGCGUCGAGAGUACCUUGACAACGACAGCGCACAGCUUGGGCAAGGUUACUGUUGAGAGACUUAGUGAGAGCGAGAUGGAGACGGACAUUGAUAGAGUUGGCGAGGGACUGAAGGAGGUUGUCGUUCCGUUUAUGAACGAGAACUUGGGCGUUUUGGGCAAGCUUGAAGAUGGAACGGAGAAGGUCCUUGCUACAGUUCCAGACCUCAUUUUCCUCCUCGACACGUCCACCGGAGAGGCUGUUGGCGUCCAGGAGUACAGGUACGGACUGAAGGUGGCCGUUAUGAUCAUGGCUGGACACCCGCUCUGGGCAACAGAGAGGGCACUUGAAAUCGCUGGUCCCAAGGUUUUUGGGUUGCCGCACGAUUAUAGCUCGGAGCUGCGUUACACGAAGCCUGUCAGUGUCAUCGACGAGUUCCGACAAAGCGCAUAA